AUGGCCGAGGUUGAAACGGAGCGCAUCUUAGCUGUCUAUUUAAACGCCGUGCGAGCUAUCAUCCACGACCCAGAGGCCCAGAUCUCAAAGAUUUGCCUUACUAGCGCUCUGGACGAGAAGCAGAUGCAGGAAUGGAAUUCAUUCCCACUCAAGACCAAUGGCCGCUGUAUCCACGACAUGAUCUCGGAGACAGUCAACAGACAGCCCUCGAGGCCAGCCAUCUGCGCCUGGGACGGCGAUUUGUCUUACGCCGAAGUGGACUUCUUAUCAACCAACAUCGCGUCUCGACUCCAGGCCUUGGGAGUUGUGCCUGAAGAUAUCGUCGUUCUUUGUUUCGAAAAGUCUCUGUGGGCAGUCGUUUCAAUGCUUGCAGUGGCAAAGUCCGGGGCGGUAUUCGUUCACAUUGAUCCAAAUGGUGCUCCGAAGAGGAAUGAGUCUGUGGUUGAGCAGACUGGGGCCAGGAUCGGACUGUCUUCGCCGAAACAGUCUGACAAGCUGAGAAGCCUCGUGGAAACCCUUGUUAUCGUCGACAGGACUUCCAUCGAGAAUAUUCCAAACUCUGGCAUCUCACUAACCCAUUCUGUCACUCCUUUAAACACACUCUACGUCAUCUUCACAUCAGGAACAACGGGCACACCUAAGGGAGUAGUGAUCCAGCACAAGUCAUUCUGCUCCGCCGUGGCUUAUAACUCCCCCUGGCUUCAAAUCGAGGCCGAGUCCCGCGUUUUGCAGUUCACAAACUUCUGCUUCGAUGCUUCUCUCGAAGAAAUAUUUACCGUCCUUGUCGCGGGCGGUUGCAUCUGUAUCCCGUCCGAGGAAGAGCGCAUGUCCGACAUCCCCGGAUUUGUCGCGCGUAAGCAGGUGAACUGGGCUGCUUUCACUCCAUCCUUUCUCCGUACCCUUGAUCCAGGAGAUCUGGGGUCUGUCAAGUUCAUAACCGUUCAUGCAGAGCCGAUGGGCCAGGAUCUUGUAGCUCGUUGGGCUGGGAAGAUCCACAUGAGGCCCAGCUACGGGCCAACGGAGUGCUCAGUGACCAGCACCAUUGGAGCGCCGUUCAAGGUGGAUACGAUUGCUACGAAUAUCGGUUGGCCGGUUGGGUGUCGCGCUUGGGUUGUUCAUCCGGAGAACCACCACAUGUUGAUGCCCGUUGGGGCUAUCGGCGAGCUACUUCUCGACGGUCCGGUUGUGGGCAAAGGCUACCUCAACGAUGAGAUAAAAACUGCGACUGCCUUCAUUGAGCCUCCUCUAUGGGCGGCUGACAAGUAUCUUUCAUAUGAAGGUGACGGAGGCUCUCGAAGGUUGUACAAGACUGGUGAUUUGGUGAGGUAUGCCGAAGAUGGAAGCCUCCUCAUCCAACGCAGGAAAGACCACUCCCAAGUCAAGAUUCGUGGCCAACGGGUUGAGCUUGGCGAGAUUCAGUAUCAUCUCAACAAUCUUUCAGGAAUCAUUCAGCAUAGCAUGGUUCUGGUCCCGGAAUCGGGUAAUCUCAAAGGACGUCUUGUGGCUGUCGUUAGCCUAACAGUCGUGUUAUCGAAUCUCGAAACACGCAAUUACAACCAGGAUAUCGUCAUCAUCAAGAAAGACAGCCUCAGCCAAGAGAUGCACCAGAAGCUGGCUGAUGCGAUGAAUACAAUCACUUCGGCGCUUGAGAGAGAGUUACCUCAGUAUAUGAUGCCGGAAUCAUGGCUCAUUGUCAAAACCCUCCCAGUUCAGCUAUCACUCAAGUUGGAUCGGCAACGGGUGAUGAGCUGGGUAGGACAAAUUGACCAUCGAACACUGCAGGAUGCUCUUGAUCUUCACAAAGGAGGGUCCUCGGAUCACCGGAUAGGCCUUGAGCAGUCAUUCUUCAGAAUUGGAGGAGAUUCUAUCUAUGCUCCCGACAAUGUCGAGACCGUGUCAUCCUGCUCGCCCUUGGCUCACGUCUUCUCCGACUUUGUCACGCUCUAUCGUGGUCAGAGUCCAGGGGCAAAUCCUCUGACCUGUUUUCAUGAUUACAUCGAGCACAUCAACUCUCGGCGUGAUCUCCACACAAGCAAUGAAUACUGGGUCGACAAGCUACAGGGUGUAAAGCCAUACAUGGUCCCAAUCGAGACUAUGGUGGGAAGCGGCUCAGACCCUCACACCAUGGGUUCCGUCAAUUUCGCGGUGGAUAUCACGGUCGAAUUGAAACAGUUUCUCCGCGAGGCCGGGGUGACUCUCUCGAACGUUCUUCAAUUCGCAUGGGCCAUGCUCCUUCAUGUUUACACUGGUCACUCUACCGUUUGUUUUGGGCAUCUAGUCUCUGACCGAGACAUUGACUUGCCGCACGCGGAUGAGGUCAUCGGGCCGAUGCUAUCAAUGAUGAUAGCCUGCGCUACUUUUGACGAUUCUACGAUGGUUAUGCAGGCCUUGCAGGCCUUCCAAGAUGAGAACAUCCGCAGCCUGGAGCACAAGACCUUUGACUUGACCGAAGUGGAGCGGCAGCUGGGGUGUGAAAGCACUGGACUUUUCAACACUCUGGUCAACUACCGAAAGGUCAAGUACUCGGAUGAUGAUCUUAGUAUUGGCUUUCAAUCAAUCUGGAAGCAGGAUCCCCACGAGCAACUACUGGUGCUGGCAUUCAACGAGGGGCCAUCCCGGCUUGACGCGACGCUUACCUACUACGAGUCCCUGUUCUCUGAGACUACUAUGAAGACCUUAACGCAGACAUAUCGGCGCCUGCUUGAUCUGUUGAUUGACCACCAGAGUCAGACGGUGGGCAACAUCAAAGCAGCCCUUGCUUCAUAA
Molecule: messenger RNA, 2766 nt
Organism: Colletotrichum fioriniae
Lineage: Eukaryota; Fungi; Ascomycota; Sordariomycetes; Glomerellales; Glomerellaceae
Source: RefSeq, a predicted model, not a curated record